This is a messenger RNA of Lemur catta (Ring-tailed lemur), 8929 nucleotides long. RefSeq names its product activating transcription factor 7 interacting protein (gene ATF7IP). The transcript has 15 exons. Lineage: Eukaryota; Metazoa; Chordata; Mammalia; Primates; Lemuridae. Gene Ontology annotation, cellular component: nucleus; transcription regulator complex. Gene Ontology annotation, molecular function: protein binding; transcription coregulator activity. The coding region runs from base 737 to 4594 and encodes 1285 amino acids. Gene Ontology annotation, biological process: regulation of DNA-templated transcription. The record is from RefSeq and is a predicted model, not a curated record.
AGACUAAGAAAUGUGUUUUAAGUAAUCAGCUUAAUGUGAGAGAAUGAAGAUAGAACGUACCACAAAGUUAUGUGGCAAAUUGAUAAAGAUUCUCAAGCUGUAUUGGCCUCCAGCAAAUAGGCUAGGCUUAUUGUUUUAUGCCGUUCAGCCAAGAACACCAGGAACACUCUUGUAAUUUAACAAGUUAGGUUUACUUUUUGUUGCAGGGAGGGAGGAGUGUUCACUGUAGGGAAACUGUAAGGCACAUAUCAGUAAGAGGAUAUUAGAAAAAGCCUAGCAUAAGAUUUGGUUAUAGUAUAGUACAGGUUGGGUUAAUUUGGGGAGAGUUUAAGGAAGUCAAUCCUUACGGUGGAUUGGGUGACAUCAGGAAAUGGGGGCAAUUCUAUACUUCAGCAUCUUAAUAAAUCUUAUCUAUAUAAGGAGGACAGACUAUUGUGAGGAUAAAGCUGUAAUUUGUAAACAAGUUACUGUCGCUCAUUUAGUGGGUGUUGGGGGUAUUGGUAUUUUGUGGAUUGCACAGUGACCUUGCCUGACUUGAAUGUUCAGUGAGAUGGUUUUAUGUCCCACAGCAGAACAACAUGGCUUAGCUGCAAGUACCAGACUAGUUUUAACAACAUUGAGCCUUAGUUAUAUCAGUUAAGCCCAGACAUCAGGGGCUGCUUUUUUUUUUUCUCAGGCCAAAGCAAGUGUAUGCUGCUAUCAUUCCUAUUGGUGAUGGUGAUGGUGAUGAUUCACAAUGGAUAGUAUAGAAGAACCUCAGAAAAAAGUCUUUAAAGCACGAAAAACGAUGAGAGUGAGUGAUCGUCAACAACUUGAAGUAGUGUACAAGGUCAAAGAAGAACUUUUGAAAACUGAUGUCAAGCUGUUAAAUGGCAACCACGAAAAUGGAGAUUUGGACCCAACCUCACCUUUGGAAAAUAUGGAUUAUAUUAAAGACAAGGAAGAGGUAAAUGGCAUUGAAGAGAUUUGUUUUGACCCUGAAGAAAGUAAAACAGAAUGGAAAGAAGCACCCUGUAUCCUAAAUGUUAAUAUAAAAAAGAAGCAAGAUGAUGGUUUAAAUUGUGAACCUUUGUCUCCUAAUAAUGUAACUCCUGCACCAGUCUCUAAACCGACUGCUGAACCAGCUUCUGGAGAUCUAGCCGCUGGUGAUCUGACUGCUGGAGAUCUAGCCUCUGGAGUACUGGCCUCUGGCGAUCCCACUUCUGGUGAUCCCAUCUCUAGUGAUGGCUCCCCUGGUGAUCCCGCCUCUGGUGAUGGCUCCCCCGGUGAUCCCCCCUCUGGUGAUUCCCGCUCUGGUGAUUCCUGCUCUGGUGAUGCCACCUGUGGUGAUACUGCCUCUGAUGAUGCCACCUCUGGUGAUGCCAGUUCUGGUGAACUCGUCUCUGGUGAACUGGUCUCUGGUGAUAGUGCCUGUGAUGAUUCAGCCUCUGGUGACCUGGCCCCUGGAGCACUGGCCUCUGUUGAUUCGGGGUCUGUAGCACCAGCCUCUUGUGAUCUGGCCUCUGGUGAUCCAGCCUCUGGUAAUCCGGCCUCGGGUGAUCUGGCCUCAGGUGAUCCUGCUUCUGGUGAACUUGCCUCUGAUGAUCUGGCUACUGGUGAACUGGCCUCUGGUGAACUGACUUCUGAAUCAGCCUUUGAUCCCACCUUUGAACCAAGUUCUAUACCAGUUUGUGACCCAGUUCCUGCAACUGACAAUGUAGAACCAAGUAGCAAUAAUGAUGAUGAUUUUCUUGAAAAAAAUGGGCAUGAUGAAAAGUUAGAGCAAAUUCAAAGUGAGGACUCAAUUGAUGAGAAAAAUAAAGCUGAUAGUAAUCUUGAUGCUAAUGAAGAAGCCCUUGAAACAGAUGGUACAAUUAUUUGUUCAGAUCUACCUCCUGAAAAUGAAAAGAAGGUAGAGGAAGAUACUAUUACAGAGCUUGCUCUUAGAGAAGAGGCUAUAUCAAGCAGUAUGGAAAUUGAUCAAAGUGAAAAGAAUGAGGAUGAAAAUUCUUCAGACCUUGUAGAAACCAUUAGUGAAAGUGUUAUAAAAGAUGACAAAAAUGAGAAUAUCUUAGAAAAUACUGAUUCUAUGGAAACAGAUGAAAUCAUUCCUAUUUUGGAAAAGCUUGCACCUGCUGAGGAUGAACUUACCUGCUUUUCUAAAACUUCUCUCCUCCCAAUUGAUGAGACGAAUCCAGAUUUGGAAGAGAAAAUGGAUGGUUCUUUUGGUUCACCAUCUAAACAAGAAAGUAGUGAAAGUUUGCCAAAAGAAGCCUUUUUGGUCCUCUCUGAUGAAGAGGAUAUUUCAGGUGAAAAAGAUGAGUCUGAAGUUAUAUCACAGAAUGAAACGUGCUCUCCAGCAGAAGUAGAAAGUAAUGAAAAGGACAGCAAACCUGAGGAAGAAGAACAAGUAAUACACAAAGAAGAUGAAAGACCUUCUGAGAAAAAUGAGUUUUCCAGAAGAAAACGUUCUAAAUCAGAGGACAUGGACAACGUACAGUCUAAACGUCGACGAUAUAUGGAAGAAGAAUAUGAGGCAGAAUUUCAAGUAAAGAUUACAGCCAAAGGAGACAUUAACCAGAAACUUCAAAAGGUUAUGCAGUGGUUGCUGGAAGAAAAAUUGUGUGCGCUACAGUGUGCUGUAUUUGAUAAGACUUUGGCAGAAUUGAAAACACGAGUGGAAAAGAUUGAAUGUAACAAGAGGCAUAAAACAGUUCUUACGGAACUGCAGGCCAAGAUAGCCAGGUUAACCAAACGGUUUGGAGCAGCCAAAGAAGAUCUUAAGAAAAGACAAGAAAAUCCACCAAACCCACCUCUAUCACCAGGAAAGUCUGUAAAUGAUGUCAACAGCAAUAAUGCAAUGCCUUACAGAAAUGCAGGCACAGUGAGACAGAUGCUGGAGUCCAAAAGAAAUGUAAGCGAGAGUGCACCACCAUCCUUUCAAACGCCUAUGAAUACAGUAUCUUCAACCAAUCUUGUCACUCCUCCAGCAGUUGUCAGUAGUCAACCUAAAUUGCAGACUCCAGUGACCUCAGGUUCUCUGACAACGACGACAGUUCUUCCUGCACCCAACACAGCUACAGUAGUUGCUACUGCUCAGGUGCCUAGUGGAAAUCCCCAACCUACAAUCUCUUUACAACCUUUGCCAGUGAUUUUGCAUGUACCUGUUGCGGUAUCUUCCCAGCCUCAGCUACUACAAAGCCAUCCAGGGACUUUGGUGACGAAUCAACCAUCUGGCAAUGUUGAAUUCAUUUCUGUGCAAAGCCCACCUGCAGUGAGUGGUCUUACCAAAAAUCCAGUAUCCUUGCCAUCCUUGCCAAAUCCCACCAAACCAAACAACGUUCCUUCUGUGCCCAGUCCUAGUAUUCAGAGGAACCCUCCUGCCAGUGCUGCACCAUUAGGAACAACACUUGCUGUACAGGCUGUUCCAACAGCACACUCUAUUGUACAAGCCACAAGGACUUCUUUACCCACAGUAGGUCCAUCAGGACUCUAUAGUCCACCAAAUAAUCGAGGUUCUAUACAGAUGAAAAUUCCAAUUUCUGCAUUUAGUACUUCAUCUCCUGCAGAACAGAACAGUACUGCCACCCCAAGAAUUGAAAACCAGACAAACAAAGCAAUAGAUGCUUCUGUUAACAAGAAAGCGGCUGAUAGCACAUCACAGAGUGGAAAACCUGCUGGCAGUGAUUCAGGUGGUGUCAUUGAUCUCACAAUGGAUGAUGAAGAGAAUGCAGCUUCUCAAGACCCCAAAAAGCUAAAUCACACUCCUGUAUCAACCAUGGGUUCUUCUCAGCCUGUGUCACGACCAUUGCAACCCAUACAACCAGCACCGCCUCUUCAACCAUCUGGGGUACCAACAAGUGGACCAUCUCAGACAACCAUACACUUACUACCUACAGCUCCAACUACCGUGAAUGUAACACAUCGUCCAGUAACUCAGGUGACCACAAGACUCCCUGUACCAAGAGCUCCUGCAAACCACCAAGUGGUUUAUACAACUCUCCCAGCACCACCAGCUCAGGCUCCCUUGAGAGGAACUGUUAUGCAGGCUCCUGCUGUUCGGCAGGUCAAUCCCCAAAAUAGUGUUACAGUUCGAGUGCCUCAAACAACAACGUAUGUUGUAAACAAUGGACUAACCUUGGGAUCAACAGGACCUCAGCUCACAGUGCAUCACCGACCACCACAAGUGCAUACUGAGCCCCCACGCCCUGUGCACCCAGCACCCUUACCAGAAGCCCCACAGCCACAGCGUCUGCCCCCAGAAGCUGCCAGCACAUCUCUGCCUCAGAAGCCACACUUGAAGUUAGCACGAGUUCAGAGUCAAAAUGGCAUAGUACUAUCAUGGAGUGUCCUGGAGGUGGAUCGAAGCUGUGCCACUGUUGAUAGCUACCAUCUCUAUGCUUACCAUGAGGAACCCAGUGCCACUGUGCCCUCACAAUGGAAAAAGAUUGGGGAAGUAAAGGCACUUCCCUUGCCUAUGGCAUGUACUCUCACCCAGUUUGUAUCAGGCAGCAAAUACUACUUUGCAGUACGAGCCAAGGAUAUUUACGGACGUUUUGGACCUUUCUGUGAUCCUCAGUCAACAGAUGUGAUCUCUUCUUCCCAGAGCAGUUAAACCUUGGAGCCUUUAUCUCUUCCUCUUUUAAAAGUUCCACUUUUGAUCUUGUUUUUAAUCUUGUGCAUGAUACCCAAUGUAAAAUUCACAUUGUGCAAGAUUUCUUGGACAGAUGUGUGUAUACACUACAUUUGUUUAUAACCAGAAGUAAAAUAAACUCAGCCCACAAAGCAAGAAUCUUUUCCUGGACAAUUUAAGUUUCAGGGUUUUGAGAUGUAAAUGUGUACCUUGCUUUAGUUUUGAGGCUGGGGAAUAUGUGUGGAUGUUUGUGUGUUUUUUCCCUAUUUAUGUGUUAUUGCAUUGGAAUCUCCCAGUUUUAUUCUCAAAUUUAUCUCUCUUCCGGUAUAAAGUAAGUAUAUCAAAAGAUUUGAGAUAUGUAACUGGCAUGAUUCUGCUUCUAAGGGAUCUUUAAGAUCAUAGUUAAGUGAUUUAAACUGAACCUAAACAAAACCCAAAGAAAUACAUAAAAAGCAAAAUGGCUAAGUAGUUUAAAAUAGGUUAAUUUGAACACAGGAAAGUAUCUAUUCAUCUUUUCUUUUGUCUCUUCUGCUGGGUUGUUAAUUAGGUGAAAAAAGAUCUGCAAUGGCCCCUCCCUUUUCUAAUCUGGCUUAUAUUUUUAUUUUGUGCCUUAAAAAUUAACUGCAAAAAUAAACAUGGCCAUAUCUUCGUCAUUGUUUACUUUUCCCUUUCAGCCUUUCACUCUUUAUUUCUCCUUCAUCUCUACCAUAGCACACCCCCAAAUAAUUUUUAAACCAAGGCAUGCAUAUAUUCAUACAUACGUAUAUACAUACAUAUAUAUAUUUUAUAUAUAUAUAUAUAUAUUUAUUCUCAUCUGUGGUGUCACUACAUUUAACUCCGAAAAUUUGACUUGCUAUUUUCUUCUAAGAAUAUAGAUGCUUUUAUUUUUGGUCACUAUUUAGCUCUGUGUAAAGUGGACCAAGAGAAAACCAUAUUGUGUAAGAAAAUUUUCCUUCAAACCUGUUUUAGUAUCCAUGUUGCACACUGUGUUAGAGAUUAUGAAAGCAAUUCUAGUUCAUUUUACCACCCAAAUCUAUCACUCAAUACUAAUUCCUUAGUAUUCUUUCAAAGGAAGUAAAUAAUAAAAUUCACAAAAUAGAGUGAGCUAAAAUAUCAAGGGGAAAGCAUCAUUUCCUUUCUACUCUCAUAUCAUCCUUCCUGUUUUAACCUUUUAACUUUGUUUUUGAUUGUGCCAAGUUGAGUCCGAUUUACCCUUUGUCAGCUUCAGAUAGAAUUUAAAGUGUAUCCUUUCAGGUCAUUUUAUGUAACAAUUAGAUAUAAUUUCCUGUGUAUCUCCGUUCCUCUUCAAACUGAAUAAAAUGCAGCUUAGGUCAUGGAUUUUCAAUAUGAGUGCCAGCUAUACUGGUGUCAGGUAGGUGUUUUGAGAGUAGAUAGUUUAGGACUGGAGGGCUGGGCUCUUUUAGGAAUAAGGAUGUGGUUGAGAAUAUUUUGAAAGAAAGUCAUGAAAUUUGUGAAAUAACUUUCUAGUUAUCUUCUCUUAUAAUAUUUGAGUUCAUAUUUUUGCCUUCUCAAAAUAAAUUUGUCAUUCAUUUUCCUGGAGUUGCAGGAGGGGUUUAUCCCUUUUGUUAGUGCUGUUUUGUUUGCAACUUUGAUGGCUUGUACUAGGAAGUAUUCUAGCUAUAAAGAAACUCUCUUUAGAGACUUUUUAACUGGUCAGUGUACUGUCAUCUUAGGCAUGAGGUUUGAUGAUGGAGAAAGCCUACAGAUUGCCAAAAAGUAAAUGCUCCAAACCCUCCUUUCACUUUCAGAAAAUGAGACCACAGUGAGAAUUAGUUUUCCAUGAAUCAAAUUUUCUAAUCAACUAUGUCGAUAUUACUCAUUUUAGGACUAAUGAUGAUCAUUUUAGGACUAAUGAUGAUGGUAAAGAAGUUGCCAACGUCACAACAGUGAACAUUUUGAAAGGAAGGAAUUGAUGAUCUUCCCAAUGUAUGUGAACACCUAUCUAUAUCUGCAUGUAUAUAUGUUUUUUCCUACAGUGGUUCAAUGUUUAUGUAUUCAAGAUCAUUCCUGUCUACAGAAUUGAAGCCCCAUGUUCAAAUAAGUCUUUAUUAGCCAUUUUUAUGGUUAACAAUUUGCUUAGGUAGCCUACAAAAGGUUCCCUUGAUAAACAUCUUUAUUUGAAUUUGCUAAAAAAAACUUUCAUAGCAUUAUAUAAUCAGUUGAAGAAAGCCCACUAUAAUGAAAAUAUUUCAUUCUUUUAGCCUAUAUUGUGUUUUCUGUUAAAGGGAAAAAAAAUAAAUUCUCAAAUAGUAACCCUUAAAAUAGAUUUACUACGGUAAAAUAAUUACUUAAAAUAUUUUAUUCCAGAUGGUGGAAGGAAGGUACAAAGAAAGACUGUAAUUAUUUAAGGAAAAAAUAUAUUUAUUAUAACAUAGUCCCCUCAAAUUAGCCUGCCAUGGGACUUAGGGGCAACAGUGAUACUGGAUUUACUGAAAGUGUUAGGUUAGAACACUAGACUUUUAUUUGGGGCAGGUUUCGAUGUUGACGAACGCUGACUUUUUAUUUGGUUGUUUCUUUAGUGAGAGAGAAUGGAGGACUCAACUAGAAAUAGCUACUGAUAACAGACUUUUUAGUAGCAGUUUACACUCCAUGGUUACCUUUUUUAAAAUUUUAUGGUAUCUUUUCACAAAGUAUUAAAAAUAAGCUUGAUUAUCCCAUUUUGGGAAUGCACGUUUGCUAUGUUUUUAGCCUGACAAUACUAAGGUAUUGCCUUAUUGGAAAUCCUGGAAACCUCUGAUAUUUCAGCCUGAAAUGUAGAAUGUUUAUAUGGCAUUUAAUGGUAAUGGUGAUGUUUGUUACUUUGCGCUUUGUCAGAGUAGUUUUCACCCUGUUUUAAGUGUGAGUAAGCCUCUUUUAAAAAUUAUGUUCUUGCUGGUAAAUUUAUAAGUUGCAUACAAAGACAUCUGUUGUUAGUAGUUAACUUUAUGAGGUAGCUAUAUCCCUCUAUUUCUGUAGACUCACUUUUUAAAAUAUGCAGAAUACUGUGUACUGUUUAACACAGUAUAUAAGUUUAUGAAAGAAGUGGAAAAUUUUCUUCGUAGAAAAGUGAAAAUUUAUUGAGAUACCAUUUGCCUCACAGAGAGGUGUUCCUUACUCUCCCCAUCCCCAUUGCCAGAUAAUGUAUCUUGAAAAGAAUGACCUAACGCAAAGAGCUUAGAAUCUUGGGUGCAUGUGUCUGAAGAAAUCCUUAGGCAGUCCUGCACCUUACAGUUAGUUCUCUUACUGCAUUGGGUAAGUGUUAACUUAGUUUUUGUUAUUUUGCUUUAAAUAUUCUCCAAAUUAUCAUUUAUGCAGCAAGGUUAGUGUUAAUAUUGCAUGGUAGCAUUUAAUUUGUUCCAUGAGUUUUCCAGUACUGUACAAGAUCAACAAAGUGUAAUGCCUGUGGUAUCCUCAUUUCUCACUUUUACACACUGAUUUUAGCACAGUAGGGUACUGCAGAGACCUUCCGAGUGUUCUGCCUGACUUUCCUUCUUGGGCCAUUUCAGUAUCCUCAGUAUCCUGAUUUUUUUGUGUUAUUUUAUCACUGACCUGUGGUUGGCCUGUUUUAUUCUAAUUUCUGGAGAAACCAUGUCCUAGUCUUAGAAUACUGCAAGUAACUCUUAUCUAAAACCAAUGUACGAUUCUACCUUCCUUACUAUUUACUGGGUAAAUGCCUGUUUUUUUUUCUCUUUUAGUUUUGGGAGACACACACACAUACACAUAAAUCAGAGCAAUUCUCAUGAGGAGUUUGUUAGUAUGGCAGACUUAUCUAAUUCCUGAAACUCAUUCAUCCCCUUGAGCCAGCCAAUGGGGAGGAAUACAAUAAUACAAACACAUUUUGUCUUCUCAUCUUCAAAUAAUUUUAUCAUGUUAAAAUAAGCUUUCCUUUUUUUAUUUGUAGAAUCAGCUAAGUACUCAUCAUUUAUAUUUAAAUGCUGUCCUUUGGGGGUGCAGAUAAGGUAACUGGGCAAUCAAACACCUUUUGGGGAUCCUGGCUUUAGUAUUUUAUCAGCCACUUCAAAAAAAAAAUAAAAAUAAAUCCUUUGUAGGAAACUUGCACCCUGGUUUUUGUUCAUUGCAGUUGAAAGUGUAAAUAGUAAGGCAAUGUAAUGUAAGACCUUCCUAAUGUCUAAUAUAAACUGGGCUUUAGCAAAUUGCCCUAUUUUUAUUAGGUUUUGAAGGUUUUUGUGGGAUUUUUUUCUUUCUUUUUUAAAUGUACAGUAGAUUGGUGUCUGUAUAAGUGUUAACUGUAGUGGGGUUUUGUCCAGCAAGCCUGAAAUUUAUACUUUGAAAUAAAACUACUGGAUUUUUAACAUU